Molecule: messenger RNA, 663 nt
Organism: Cryptomeria japonica (Japanese cedar)
Lineage: Eukaryota; Viridiplantae; Streptophyta; Pinopsida; Cupressales; Cupressaceae
Product: L-ascorbate oxidase-like
Exons: 3
Coding region: 22-663 (213 amino acids)
Molecular function (GO): oxidoreductase activity; copper ion binding
Source: RefSeq, a predicted model, not a curated record
GCCACACCGUGAAAUUUGAAUAUGGAUUUGGGUAUGGGAUGGCUUGUGUUUAUGGGAUUGCAGGUGAUGUUAUUUAUAUCAGCGAGGGGUAGUGAAGCACAUUCAGUGCACAGCCAUAAGUGGAAGAUCGAUUACCUGGAGUGGUCACCUGACUGUGUGAAAGAGACGGCGAUCGCCAUAAACGGGCAGUACCCAGGACCGGCAAUCAAAGCCCAAGUGGGGGACAUCAUUGUAGUGGAAGUGGAGAAUCUAUUGCCAACAGAGAAUGUGGUCAUUCACUGGCAUGGCAUUCAUCAGAUUGGAACUCCAUGGAACGACGGAACGGCGUCCGUAUCACAAUGUCCCAUCUUCGCCGGCGAGACUUACAACUAUACCUUCGUUGUAGACAUGCCGGGGACGUACUUCUAUCAUGGCCACUACGGGCUGCAGCGGACGGCAGGUCUGUAUGGAUGGUUGAUAGUGGAUGCGGCGGAGGAGGAACCUUUCUCCUACGAUGGAGAGCUGAGAAUACUGUUGAAUGAUCAGUGGCACCAGAGCGUGUACGAGCAAUCAUAUGGUCUCUCUUCCCGCCCCAUGCACUGGGUCGGGGAGCCUCAGGUAUUUCAACUGCACCUUAUUCUCAGUUACGCAUUUGACAUUUUAUUUUCUGCUCCCUUAUGCUGA